Molecule: messenger RNA, 891 nt
Organism: Strigops habroptila (Kakapo)
Lineage: Eukaryota; Metazoa; Chordata; Aves; Psittaciformes; Psittacidae
Gene: PHOX2B
Product: paired like homeobox 2B
Exons: 3
Coding region: 7-891 (294 amino acids)
Biological process (GO): regulation of transcription by RNA polymerase II
Molecular function (GO): DNA-binding transcription factor activity, RNA polymerase II-specific; RNA polymerase II transcription regulatory region sequence-specific DNA binding
Source: RefSeq, a predicted model, not a curated record
UUUUCAAUGUAUAAAAUGGAAUAUUCUUACCUCAAUUCCUCUGCCUACGAGUCCUGUAUGGCUGGGAUGGACACUUCAAGCCUGGCUUCAGCUUAUGCUGACUUCAGUUCCUGCAGCCAAGCCAGUGGCUUUCAAUAUAACCCUAUAAGGACCACUUUUGGGGCCACCUCUGGCUGCCCAUCCCUCACUCCAGGAUCCUGCAGUCUCGGCUCUCUUAGGGACCACCAGAGCAGUCCAUACGCAGCAGUUCCUUACAAACUCUUCACUGACCACGGGGGUUUAAACGAGAAGAGGAAACAGAGGAGGAUCAGAACCACGUUCACCAGCGCCCAGCUCAAGGAACUCGAGAGGGUGUUUGCAGAGACUCAUUACCCUGAUAUAUACACCCGGGAGGAGCUGGCGCUCAAGAUCGACCUCACCGAGGCGAGAGUGCAGGUCUGGUUCCAGAACCGCCGCGCCAAGUUCCGCAAGCAGGAGCGGGCGGCGGCGGCAGCGGCGGCGGCCGCCAAGAACGGGGCGGCUGGCAAGAAGUCCGACGCCUCUCGCGACGACGAGAGCAAGGAAGCCAAGAGCACUGACCCCGACAGCACUGGCGGCCCCGGCCCCAACCCCAACCCCGCGCCCAGCUGCGGCGGAGGCGGCGGCGGCGGCCCCAGCCCAGCCGCCGGGCAGGGAGCGGCGGGGCCCGGCGGGCCGGGGGGGGAGCCGGGCAAGGGGGCGGCGGGGCCUGGCGGGCUGGCGGCGGCGGGGCCGGGGCAGGGCUGGGCGCCGGGGCCCGGGCCCAUCACCUCCAUCCCCGACUCAUUAGGCGGCCCGUUUGCCAGCGUCCUCUCCUCGCUGCAGCGGCCCGGUGGCACCAAAGGCAGCCUCGUCAAGAGCGGCAUGUUCUGA